AUGACUCAAUACAAUACAUACCAAUUAAAAUGAUUUUUAUAUUUAUUUUAUUAUUAUUUACUAUAAAAAUCACUAUUUAAAAUUCUGCGAGCAGGUAUAUCCACCUCAAUUUCACCACGAUCGUCUGAGGGCAGCCAGACAGAAAUAUUAGAUAUACAAAAAGCAUGCAGACUGGGAGAUUUAGCUGCAAUAAAAAAAGCUUAUCAUGCAGAUCCAAGUAAGCUAAAUCAUAAAGAUGAAAGUUUAGGAUGGACCGCGCUUUAUCGAACUGUUAUAUGUGGCCAUAUACAAGCUUCGCAGUUUUUACUUAAACAAGGCGCUGACCCUAAUACAGUUAAUAAUUUAGGCGAAACACCAUUACAUCAAGCUGCUGAUAAUUCUCAAUAUGAACUUGCUGAAUUGUUAUUGGAAUACCAUGCUGACCCAAAUUUGCAGCAAAAUGAUGGGGAUACUCCUUUACAUCAUGCAGCUUUUAGGCUGUUAAUAUAUUUAUGAGAAAUAAUAGUAAAAUAAUUAAAUUAAAAAAAUAAAAAAUUCUCAGCUUUUAGAGGAGAUAGCAAAAUGAUUGAAAUUUUAUUAAAACACCAUGCAGACCCGAAUGUUCAAAACUAUAUGUUCGGAAGAACACCAUUACAUUAUGCAUCUGAUUGCGGGCACAAUGAAUCAGUUAUGCUUAUGCUUGAAUUUGGAGGAGACCCUUUUCUUCAAGACAGGCAAGGAAAAACUCCAACUUCUCUUGCACAGACUAAAGAGCUUCAAGAUAUGAUGGAAAAUUAUCAACCGAAUUUGGACAAAAGCAACACAAGUCAAGAAAUCGAUGAAAUUAAUAUGAAUUUAGGGACUUUUGGGAAGCUGAAUUUGGAAAAGGAUGGGGAAUAUGAGUUUUAUGAUUCUCCGAACCCGCCAAAGCCGGAGGAAGGAAAUUUAGAGCCAGAAUCUGAAAUUAGUGUAAUUCAAACAAAAAAUGAAUUAAAGCCUAUUUAUCAGUUUUUAGAAAAAAUUAUACCAGCUAAGUAUAUUUUUAUAUCGAAUAAUGAAUAAUCUAUACAAUUUUGAUUGACUUCUACCUAAAAUACCCAUAGCCAUAUUCGAAUAAAUUAAUAAUUUCUUAAUAAAAAGCCAUGGCUAAUUCAUUAAAUUUAAUAUAAUUUUUACAAAAAAAGUUAAUAUUUAAUAUCAUUCUUCAUAAUUUGCAAGAGCUUUAUGAAGUUUUAUGUGAUGCAGGACUGGACGAUAUUAAUAAAAUCACAGAAAGAAUGAUAUCUGAUAACCCAAUCACAAAGCGCGAAUUAGUAGCAAUCGGAAUUAAAAAGCCAGGACAUAUUUAUCGCUUUUUAAUCAAAGCCGAAGAAGAAGCAGGAAUAAGCUACUCUAUUUGCAUUAAAUAAAGUACUUAUUCAAAAUAAUAAUCAAUUAAUUUUUUAAGAAAUAAACUAUCAUUUUUUAAGCUAAAUCAAGUUUUAUAGCUUAUAUCAAAACCAACCGAAAAUUGAACCAAGAAAGCUUUUGGAAAUGCUGCACAGUUCCAACAAAUGCGACAUUUGGAAUGGCAAGCUUCCCGACAUUACGAGAGUGGCUUAAAUCGAUCAAGCUUGAAGAACUUUGAACCGUCUUUGUAGAAGCAGGAUUUGAUAGCUAUGAAAUGAUAAUUACACAAAUGUACUCAAAAUACCCGUUUACAGAUGAAAUUCUUUUAGCUGAAAUUGGAAUCGCAAAGCCUGGGCAUCGAAAUAGGAUUUUAGCGAAACUUCAAGAGGAAACAAGAAGCAUUGACAGAAAAGACGGUCUUGUAAUGGAGAGAGUCAGUAAAAAUGUUUCUUGUGAUAAAUGCUAUAUAAUGUAG
Messenger RNA from Blepharisma stoltei, 1843 nucleotides. The record is from the annotation of a GenBank genome assembly. NCBI's taxonomy places the organism in Eukaryota, Ciliophora, Heterotrichea, Heterotrichida, Blepharismidae.